CAUCUUGGAGGCCGGAGGCGGCGCCGCAGGACGGAGCGGAAGUUCCCGUGCAGCUUCCCGGAGCCCGAGUGAGCGCCGGCGGCAGUCCUGCCCGCCGUCCUCCUUCUGCGGCCGUGAGGGAGACCGCGGCUCGGCCGCAGCGGAGCUGCGAGUUACAGAAUGUCUGAAGGGGACAGUGUUGGAGAUUCAGUCCAUGGGAAGCCAUCAGUGGUGUACAGAUUUUUCACACGACUCGGACAGAUUUAUCAGUCCUGGCUGGACAAGUCCACACCUUACACGGCUGUGCGGUGGGUGGUGACACUGGGCUUGAGCUUUGUCUACAUGAUUAGAGUUUACCUGCUACAGGGUUGGUACAUCGUGACCUACGCCCUGGGAAUCUACCAUCUAAAUCUUUUCAUAGCGUUCCUUUCUCCCAAAGUGGACCCUUCCUUAAUGGAAGACUCAGAUGAUGGCCCUUCCUUACCAACCAAACAGAAUGAGGAAUUUCGCCCCUUCAUUCGAAGGCUUCCAGAGUUUAAAUUUUGGCAUGCGGCCACGAAGGGCAUCCUGGUGGCAAUGGUCUGCACCUUCUUCGAGGCUUUCAAUGUCCCGGUGUUCUGGCCGAUCCUGGUGAUGUACUUCAUCAUGCUUUUCUGUAUCACAAUGAAGAGGCAAAUAAAGCACAUGAUUAAAUACCGGUACAUACCAUUCACACAUGGAAAGAGGAGAUACAAAGGGAAGGAGGACGUGGGCAAGACGUUUGCUAGUUAGAAGCUGGACUGAAUCUGGCACACGUGUUCAAGACGGUUUUGAGCCAUUGUAACAAUGCCUUUUUCUUCACAUAAAGUAGUUGAUUACAAGGGAUUUGAAUUUUCUUUUUAAAAAGGAGCCUCAAUGAUUUGUAACUGAAAUACAGGUUCUUGAAGAAACUGGCAUUUAAACCAGAUUGCAUUGAUUUCUAUUUCAGUGGUGUCCACAUGUUUCAAAGGACGGCAUUGUAUUAACCGCAGGCUCAAGAGGCCAGGCGGGCAGCAGCCGCAGGAGCAAGGGGUGGGAGGGAGGACAGGAGAGAGGCUACAAGAGGAGCUGGCUGCUCUGCGUGGGGCUGUUUCCCAGCCACGGUGAGACCGGAGGGACCAUGCCAACCCGAUUCCUGCGUGCCAGAGAACGUAAUGCUGCACAGGUGAUUGAUUUCAAGUAACUCUGGGGUUCUCAUGCCAGUUUCCAAACCUCACCUCCCUGGAGGUGUUUUCAAGCUGGCCUCUAUCACGAUGACUCAAAACUUUGUUCUUAACUACCAUGAUUGCUUCUGAGGGCCUGGAAUUAUAAACAUAUUAUAUUUUAAUUGUUUGAGAUUAUUUUGACACAUUUCUUUGAUACGUAUGAAGAGUUUGUUUUGCUUUUGACUAAAUGUUUUCAGCCCCUGUAAGGAAACACCAAAACUGGUCAGAGCAGGCCAGGUUUGUGAGUUUAACAUAACAGCUUUUCAUUUUCUACAAGGGAAAUAGAACCUACCGCAUGUCAACUUUUUUAAUAUGAUAAAAAAAAAUACUCUUAAA
Molecule: messenger RNA, 1538 nt
Organism: Marmota flaviventris (yellow-bellied marmot)
Lineage: Eukaryota; Metazoa; Chordata; Mammalia; Rodentia; Sciuridae
Gene: Rer1
Product: retention in endoplasmic reticulum sorting receptor 1
Biological process (GO): retrograde vesicle-mediated transport, Golgi to endoplasmic reticulum; protein retention in ER lumen
Cellular component (GO): Golgi membrane
Source: RefSeq, a predicted model, not a curated record